This is a messenger RNA of Fusarium venenatum, 1530 nucleotides long. RefSeq names its product cytochrome P450. Lineage: Eukaryota; Fungi; Ascomycota; Sordariomycetes; Hypocreales; Nectriaceae. Gene Ontology annotation, molecular function: oxidoreductase activity, acting on paired donors, with incorporation or reduction of molecular oxygen, reduced flavin or flavoprotein as one donor, and incorporation of one atom of oxygen; iron ion binding; heme binding. The record is from RefSeq and is a predicted model, not a curated record.
AUGAUCACUCUCGACCAUGCCCUCACGCUCGCAACAGAGCACAAAAUCUCCAUCGCAGCUCUAACAACCGUCAUCCUCAUAAUCCUCAUCAACCGCCUCUUCUCCACCACCGCUGAUGCCUCCAAAAAGGGCGUUCCUACAUCCCGCGUCUUCCAAUGGGAUCCCUUCUACGGUCUAGACAUGGUCUACAGCCAAGUCCGAGCUCUCAAAAAUGACUACUAUCUUGAUUGGCUGCGUCGUCUGCACCGCAACAGACCGAAGACGUUUUCCAUCAAUUUCUUCGGCAUAAAACAGAUCUGUACUAUCGAGGGUGAGAACCUCAAGGCGAUCCAGGCGACUAACUUCAAGGAUUUUGGAUUGGAGCCCAUGAGACGUAGGACAAAGGGUGCUAUGCCCUUUGCCGACAAGGGUAUUAGUACCACCGAUGGAAAGAACUGGGAGUUUGCAAGAUAUCUUGUCAAGCCCUUCUUUUACCGCGAGGUUUAUGCCAGCAUUGAUCGUAUCAGACCCUAUGUUGAUCAAUUCAUGACUCUGCUUCCUCAAGAGGAUGGAGUUGAGUUUGAUGCCCAGCCUCUUGUCCAACGAUGGUUCCUCGAUUUGACUAGUGAAUUCAUCUUUGGCGAGUCAAUGAAAUCAAUGGACUUUCCCGAACGCGCAGAUAUCACCUGGACAAUGAUGACCGUCCUCCGCGGCGGCCGUCUCCGUAUCCAGUUCUACCGUUUCCUCUGGGCCUUCAACUGGAACUGGUGGCUCGAAGCCGUAUACAAAGUGCAUGACUUUGUCAAUGUUCACAUCCGCAGUACUUAUGCUGAGAUCGAAGAGCGCAAGAAACUCAUCACCGAGGGUAAAGAAGUUGGACCUGAGAGGACUGACCUCUUGUGGUUCAUGGCAUCCAAUGUCCCUGAAGAGGAGGAAUUACGAUCGCAGCUUUGUCUGGUCUUUGUGCCCAACAACGAUACUACUUCUAUCUUUAUCAGUAAUUGCCUGUGGCAUCUAUCUCGACACCCUGAGGCAUGGAAGAAGCUGAGGGAGGAGGUUCUUGCUUGUGGUGAUGAGCAACCUACUUUUGAAUCUCUUCGUCAUAUGACGUGGCUGAACGGUAUCAUGAAUGAGACCCACCGUCUUACACCCAACAAUGUCGUCCAAGUCCGCGCAGCCCUCAAUGACUCAAUCCUUCCCCUCGGCGGCGGUCCAGAUGGUAAACUACCCCUGCACGUCCGCAAAGGCAAUCUUGUAUCGGUCACAAAGACAGUCAUGUACCGUGACCCAGAUAUCUGGGGCCCUGACGCCGAAGAGUUCAAGCCCGAGCGUCACGAUGGUCUGAGAGGUACGUGGGAUUUCUUACCUUUCGGUGGAGGUCCUCGUCGUUGCCCUGCGCAGAUGAUGGUCCAGACUGAGGCUGGAUAUAUUCUUUACCGAAUGGCGCAGAAGUUUACUCGUAUUGAGUCACGGGAUAACUCACCGUACACGCCUGUUAUGCGUAUUGGACCUUCUAACAAGAAUGGUGUCAAGAUCGCGCUUUACAAAUAA